CUUUACUUCUCUUGAUAUAACAAUGGCUAAGCUUGUGGCUCUUAGCUUCGUUCUCUUGCUGGGUCUUGGACUAGCCAAUGCUGGAAGGGUAGCUAGAUAUGCUAGUGCUGGUGGUGGCGGUGGUGGUGGAGGAGGUGGUGGUGGAUCAAAUGGUGGCUCGGGAUGGGGAUCCGGAUCUGGAUCUGGAUAUGGCCAGGCAAGUGGUGGUGGAGCAUAUGCUAGUGGAGGCGGUGGUGGCGGAGGAGGUGGGGGUGGACAGGACGGUGGAUCUGGAUAUGGUUCUGGUUCUGGAUCUGGGUAUGGGCAAGCUGGUGGGUAUGGCCCAUAUGGUGGAGGAUAUGUGCAAGGAGGAGGUGGUGGUCAAGGUGGCGGCGGUGGACAAAAUGGUGGAUCGGGAUCUGGUUACGGUUCUGGCUCUGGAUAUGGUCAGGCUGGUGGCUAUGGGCCAUAUGGUGGUGGGUAUGCUCAAGCUGGUGGCCAAGGUGGUGGCGGCGGUGGUGGACAGAGUGGUCCCGGUGGCAGUGGAUAUGGUAGUGGCUCAGGAAGCGGAUCUGGAAGUGCCUAUGGUGGACACCCGUAA
Molecule: messenger RNA, 580 nt
Organism: Oryza brachyantha (malo sina)
Lineage: Eukaryota; Viridiplantae; Streptophyta; Magnoliopsida; Poales; Poaceae
Product: putative glycine-rich cell wall structural protein 1
Exons: 1
Coding region: 23-580 (185 amino acids)
Source: RefSeq, a predicted model, not a curated record